AUGUCUAUGGUCAGAUUUUAUAGAGUUUUUGGAAAUCCCCCUGGGGAAAUUUCUAGUAACUCAAUUAAUGAUGGUGUUCUCGAUUUAGAGAAAAUGAAAAGACGCGACAGGAUCAAUUCUGAAAAUUUAGAAUACCUUGAUCUCACUGAUAAUGGAUUUAUAUAUCCUACGGGAAAGAUUCAAGGUUUAACGGGACUCAAAACAUUGUUAUCUUCAGGAAACGAUUUCUCGGAUUUUUCUCCCACAUUUUUAGACUCCUUUUCAGCUGUCGAAAAUUUAGCUUUGGCAAAUUGCAGAUUUGACUUAAAUAGUUUUCAAUCUAACAGCUUAAGAAUUUUUAAGAAUUUAAAAUUGUUGAAGCGUCUAGAUUUAUCUUUAAAUUCUCUGAGUUUUCUCGCACAAAAUACUUUUUCUACUAACCAACAAAUGACAGAACUUUAUUUGGCAACAAACAGGUUUACUGAAAUUCCUUUCGAUCUUAAGCUGACGCCAAACUUGAAGGUUCUCGAUCUUAGUGAAAAUGCUAUUUCGACAUUAAAUGAAAAAGUAACAAUGGAACUUGAUGCACUGGCUGAGAGAAAUGGAAAUUUAAGUUUGAGAUUGGCCGGAAACGUUUUAUCAUGUGGUUGUGAGAACUUCUAUUUCAUCAAAUGGAUUCUUACAACAAAUGUAGAUAUAGAUUUUGAUUCCAAAUUGGUGUGUGUCAACGAAUCUGGUUUGUAUUCUCAUCUAGAUAAACAUUUGAAUGUUGGUACAUUUUGGCGUCAGUGUAUGGGUCAGCAAUAUCUUUAUGUCUCUGCUGUUUUUUUGUGCAUCAUCGCUAUAAUAUUUUUGGGGUCUUUUGUCGUCAUGCGGUGUAAGCUGUACAUUGUGGCUUACGUUGCUCAAAUACUUGGUACUGUACCACGUAGGAGAUUAACAGAUUUUCAAAACCACGUAUUUAUAGUUUCAUCUCCCAAUGAAGGUUUUGUUACAGUUUUAAGCAACUACUUAAAACAAACUUUUUUUCUAAACACUCGAGACUCCAGAGAUCUUGAGCCAGGGCGUCCAGAAUAUGAAGAUUUCUUUGCUGAGAUCAACGCCACCUGGCGUGUAAUUCUAGUUGUAACUGUUGAGUUUUUUCACGACAAUAAUUUCCAGAUGCUCUUCACACUGGUAUUGAACAGUAUGUCACAUGACAACCCGGGAAAGGUGCUUCUACUUUAUGAAAGAAACGUACAGCUAAAUGUGGAUUUAAUUAACGCGAUUGGUGAAGAUAAUAUUCUCGAAGUUCCAUUAUGGCAGCUGACACCAAAUAUGGAUGAGUUUUUGUAUGAUAGAAUUUUUGUUGAUUACUAAAUUGUGAUUCGAUGUAACUAAAUAUAGUAAAUGUUUGUAUAUUAUUGUCAUUCAAAAUAAUAGACUUAAUUACAAUG
Molecule: messenger RNA, 1415 nt
Organism: Physella acuta
Lineage: Eukaryota; Metazoa; Mollusca; Gastropoda; Physidae
Product: toll-like receptor 4
Biological process (GO): MyD88-dependent toll-like receptor signaling pathway; detection of lipopolysaccharide; inflammatory response
Cellular component (GO): lipopolysaccharide receptor complex; plasma membrane
Molecular function (GO): lipopolysaccharide immune receptor activity; lipopolysaccharide binding; protein binding
Source: RefSeq, a predicted model, not a curated record